CUUCAGCUGUGCUCUGGAUAUUUUUUCAUAUAAAACAGUGGCAAGAAGUCAAGUUAAAUUCUAAGGAUGAAGUUCUGGAUCCUCUGGUGGCUGCUCCUGGCUUUCAUCUUUCAUGGAGAAGCUCUUGAAUGUAAUGAAGCUUUGGGUAUCACACAAGAUCUAUUCAGCAGCUGUGCAAACGACCCUACAAACUGUAUGGAAGCCCUCAACAACAUUUUCAUUGUUGGGCCGCGUGAAAACAUUAUCAGUGGCCUUCAGUGCAUGGAAGAUCGUUUUAACACAACCAGUGAGAGUAAACUUUUUCAGGAUGGCAACUCUAUGGUCAGGGCGUUCAGGGUCACUUCUCCCCCUGAUUACUUUGACAUUUAUGCAAGUGGAAAUAAUAUAACAGCAAGUCCUGGUCUCUCCAACCUGAUGGUGACGGCUCGUCUGCCGAAGGAGAUUUUCACUAGACAAUUUCCCAAAAUUGUGUUUUCAACAUUUUUCCUACCAAACAGGGCAUUUUUCUCAGAAAAUCUAAUUGAAGGCAGACUGAUUGGCCUGAAGGUGGCUUACAAGCAAUUCUCUGGACUACAGCGACGAUUCAACAUCACCUUCUAUAAUUUCACAAUCUAUAAUGAGUCUUUAAUCCCCCAGUGUGUGUUCUUAAAUUAUUCAACCCAAACAUUCAGCCGUGAAGGCUGUGAGACCCUGUGGGAACCUAGAUGGAGUAAAAUCACCUGUUCCUGUAACCAUCUCACAAUCUUUGCUGUGCUUUUGGUGAAUGUUCAAAGCUCAGAGGGAUCUACUUCUUUUCUUUCAGUUGAGGACCAGCAGAUCCUGAAAUACAUCAGUCUUGUGGGAUGUAGUCUUUCUCUGGUUACUAUGAUCAUCGCUGUUCUGAUUUUCAUCACAAAUAAACAAAUCAGAGCAGAUGACACUAAGAAGGUGCACAUCAGCCUUGUAAUUGCUCUGAUCCUACUCAACGUACACUUCCUAUCCACUGAGACAGCUGCAAAAACCUCCUCCACUGAACUUUGUUUCUACGUGGCUAUUUCUCUUCACUACUACCUGUUGGCCACUUUCAGCUGGAUGCUGUUGGAGGGGUUCCACCUCUACCUUCUUGUAGUCAAAGUCUUCAACAUCUAUAUCAAGAGAUACAUGCUUAAAGCCAGUGUGGUGGGCUGGGGCAUUCCUGCUGUCAUUGUGUCAGUGGUUGUGAGCAUAGACAGAGGAGCAUAUGGUCAUGUUGCUCUGGACUUGUCUAACCCCAACAGCACUAAAAUAUGCUAUAUAACCAAUAACACAGUAAAGUUGGUGUCAGCACUGGGAGUGUUUUGCUUGGUGUUCUUUGUCAACGUGGCUGUUUUUGUGGUGAUAGUCAAAUGGGUUUUGUCCAGCCAGUCUAGCAAACAGUUUGGGCAGAGUGAUCGUAACGAAGCCAAGCGAAACCUUUGCACCCUGCUGUCAAUCAUGGUUCUGCUCGGCAUUACCUGGGGCCUGAUCUUCUUCUCUUUUGGCUAUCUGAGCACACCUGGCCUCUACAUCUUCUGCAUUAUGAACUCAUUGCAAGGUGUCUUCAUCUUCUUGUACUUUGUGUUGUCUUGGAAAAAGAUCAAAGAUUCAAAUAAAAUUUCCACACAGAGCACCAGCUAAACCUAAACGGCAACUACCAUUUAUCAUUAAGCUGCACGCAUAUAUUAUCAAGCUGCGCCGCAGAAUCGUUGCACUGAUGAGAGCUCCGUGCCGACUCGCUCUUUUUGUUUUAUUCACAAUUAUUUUUUUGACCUUUUGCACUUGCACUGCACCUAAACUCUAUAAGUAGACUCUGAAUCAUUGUUACAGAAUCAGUAACAGAGGGCAGCCUUGGCGGAGUCCAACCCACACUGGAAACGAUUCUGAUUUACUGCCGGCA
Messenger RNA from Melanotaenia boesemani (Boeseman's rainbowfish), 1894 nucleotides. Its product is annotated as adhesion G-protein coupled receptor G2-like. Gene Ontology annotation, molecular function: G protein-coupled receptor activity. Bases 67 to 1635 code for a protein of 522 amino acids. NCBI's taxonomy places the organism in Eukaryota, Metazoa, Chordata, Actinopteri, Atheriniformes, Melanotaeniidae. Gene Ontology annotation, biological process: cell surface receptor signaling pathway; adenylate cyclase-activating G protein-coupled receptor signaling pathway. The transcript is spliced from 14 exons. The record is from RefSeq and is a predicted model, not a curated record. Gene Ontology annotation, cellular component: membrane.